GUGUGUGUGUGUGAGAGCAUGAUCGAGUGCAUGUGGACGCGUGAGGCAGGAGGAAGGAUGGCUGCUCAUGUGUGAGCCGCACACUGCUGUAUUUACCCAGAAAAACCGCGCACACACGCCGCUCUGCGUCGCCAGCAUGCCUGCGGAGGUGAACGAGAAGCCGGAUCUGGAGGAACCUUCAGCUCAAGACACCAAAGAGCAGACGGACGAGACGGCAGAAACCCCAUCCUCAGACGCGUCCAACCCCGCAAGCUCAAAUCACACAGAAACUCAUACUGAGAGUUCAGGCUUUGGGACGGAGAAAUCGUCCAGUCCUGACAGCAAAUCCAACAGCAGCUCCAAUGAACAAGUCGUGCCCAACCUCCUGAAGGAAGCUUCAUCUGAAGGGUUGGAAGAAUCCCAGACACCGCAUCCGGAUGUUCAGUGUCCGGAUCAAGCGCCGCCUCCCGACUCCUCCGGCGAGAAGGACGAUACACACACGGCUCGACCUCCUCACCCCGACCCCGGCGUGACCUCUGACCCUCCCAACGAGAUUCCCACGGAUCCGCCGUCUCUGUACGGCACGCUGAACGCUCAGGCCGUCACGUUGCUGCACGGAUUACCCUUCUUUCCCGGCCGGACCUUCUUACCGGAGAACUGCUACACUCUGCCGCUCCACCGCGAGGGUUUCGCCCGCGCCGCUUCCAAACCGGAGCCGGACACAGUGCAUCACAUGAGGCCCGCGCUGGACCUGACCACCCACACAUAUUUACAGGACCUGUACCGUGCGCAGACGCUCAUCCCGCAGAAACGCGCCAGCAUGGUGAGCCUCGACACCAUCCGCAAGGAUCCGCGCUGGCGGGAUCCGAACCUGCGGGAGGUCAUCUCCAUGCUGAGCCACCCCAUGGACCCGGUGAAGUCCAACGCCGCCGCGUAUCUGCAGCACCUCUGCUACGAAAACGACACGGUCAAGCAGGACAUCCGGCAGCUCAGAGGAAUCCCCGUCCUGGUGGGGCUCCUGGAUCAUCCCAAAGCCGAGGUCCACCGCAAGGCCUGCGGCGCACUGAGGAACAUCUCCUUUGGCCGGGACAACUUCAGCAAGGUGGCCAUCAAGAACUCGGACGGCAUUCCUGCGCUGCUGAGGCUCCUGAGGAGAUCCGACGACCUGGAAGUCCGAGAGCGGAACUGCAGCAGGAUUAUGUUGCGCUCGUGUGUUUGCAGGAACGUGAGUUCAGACGGAGCUGAAGCUCGACAGAGACUGCGUGAGUGUGACGGGCUGGUGGACGCUCUGCUGCACGCACUCUAUUCUGCUGUCGCCAAGAGGGACAUAAAUAACAAAUCGGUGGAGAACUGCGUCUGUAUCUUGCGUAAUCUGUCGUAUCACGUGCACAAAGAGGUUCCUGGAGCUGAGAAAUUCCACAUCCAAGCAGCCAAUCACAGCGCGAAAUCAGGAGGUCACCAUAAGAAGAAGGACGAGCCGGAACGUUUUGGAGGACUAACGACCAAAGGCAAGCAACACGGAGCCGGAGAGAAGAAGAGCAGCGGUGUGGAUCUGUGCAGGAGGAGUCUGCCGAUGAAAGGCCUGGAGCUUCUGUACCAGCCGGAGGUGGUCCGACUCUACCUGUCGCUCCUCAAACUGAGUCAGAAUCACAACACGCUGGAGGCGGCGGCUGGAGCCCUGCAGAACCUGUCAGCUGGACACUGGGCCUGGUCCAAUUAUAUCCGAGCAACGGUGCGUAAGGAGAAGGGUCUGCCAGUGCUGGUGGAGCUUCUGCACUCGGGUGCGGAUAAAGUGGUGCGAGCGAUCGCCAUUGCGCUCAGAAACCUUGCCAUCGACCACAAGAACAAAGAUCUCAUCGGGAGUUACGCCAUGAGGGAUCUGGUCAGUAACCUGACCUGCGGCCAGCAGCGACCCGCCAAGAACCUGGAGGGAGACACGGUGGUGGCUGUCCUGAACACUAUACUGGAGAUCGUCUCUGAGAACCUGGAGAACGCCAGAUUCCUCAUCCAGGGACAGGGAAUCCAGAAACUGGUCUCAAUCAGCAGAACCAGCCAAUCGGUGCGCGAGACCAAAGCCGCGUCACACCUCCUGCAGACGGUUUGGGCCUAUAAGGAUCUGCGACACACGCUGUAUAAGGCCGGCUGGAACAAAACACACUUCAAGCCAGCUGUCUCUGGCCUGCCCAAAAAACAGAGGAACGCCAAGCAAAGGAACGAUGACAUCACACUGCCCUUAAUGGAGAAGAGCCAAGAUGGAUACUGCACUGUUGAUCAGGCAGAGCGAGCAGCAGACGCUCCGUGUCACAUGAUUGAACGAGAAACUUUUCAGGGUGUGAAUGAUAAGAGGCAUUUCAUCAGGACCAGCAGGCCAGCGGUCGGUUUAGUGGAGCGAACCCCGCAGCCACUGGACUCAUGGGUCUGAUCCGGCUCACGGUUGGAGAUCCACUUUCAGACCUGCAUUUAGACUGACAUUAUCAGCCUUCGGCACAAUUCAUCACAGAAUCAAACGAGAGAAAUACAGCAUAUCAUACCUGUUCAUGUCCACAUCGAAAGAGAGCUGGAGGAAUCGUGUCCGAUCCAUCUGGAAGUGGAAUUUGACUCUUUGCUGCUUUGGCAGUCUUCACUGUUAAACUCAAGAUUCAUGAUGAUGUGACGAGUCAUUUAUUGAUUGUUUAACAUCUGAUCAUACAUCAUAUUACGAUCUUGUGUUGUUUCUAUUGCUUAUUUUUUGUUGAUGAGUCUCUAAGUUGUAUAAUAGUGAUGCAAUCACACAGACAAUUUCAGCUCUGUAU
Sinocyclocheilus rhinocerous is the source of this 2771-nucleotide messenger RNA. RefSeq names its product ARVCF delta catenin family member a (gene arvcfa). NCBI's taxonomy places the organism in Eukaryota, Metazoa, Chordata, Actinopteri, Cypriniformes, Cyprinidae. Gene Ontology annotation, biological process: cell-cell adhesion. Gene Ontology annotation, cellular component: nucleus; plasma membrane; cytoplasm. The record is from RefSeq and is a predicted model, not a curated record. The transcript is spliced from 16 exons. Gene Ontology annotation, molecular function: protein binding. Bases 68 to 2401 code for a protein of 777 amino acids.